GGAGGACUGAGAAAGAACUAGUCUAAACCCCAACUUUGCCACCGGCGUGACUUCGCUUCCACUUCGGAAGUGUUCCUCAUCUUCGCCAAUGGAAAAUUGGAGCUCCUUUCUAUUCGGCGGCACCAACUUGGAUAAGAAGAAGUUCGCCGGUGUUUUUGAUUGGUUCAAGGACAAGAAAGAAACUGAUAGUAAGGUGGAGGACUUGCCGUUGUUCGAUAAUAGAAGCCUCGAACCGAGGGAACCGUCAGUUUCCAUCAAGAAGAGAAAGAGAAAACAAGUUGCUUCAGUUUCUGGGAAAAUAGGAUCAGUGGAGGGAUUCAGUGUGGUGAAAGAAGAAAAUUAAUGAAAAAGAUGAAGAUAAGCCUUCUGAAGAAAAGAAGUAACUUUACAGACAAAUGUAGGUUCUUCUUCUACUUAUUUAUAUUUCGCCUUUGAAUCCUGGUUUUUGAUAAUGUUAAUCAAUUGAACUGAAGUUU
This is a messenger RNA of Rubroshorea leprosula, 476 nucleotides long. NCBI's taxonomy places the organism in Eukaryota, Viridiplantae, Streptophyta, Magnoliopsida, Malvales, Dipterocarpaceae. The record is from the annotation of a GenBank genome assembly.